AUGUCGCGAGAGAAACAAUUUAAUGAUGAGUCAAAAGUUAUGACAUUUGAUGAUAUCAUUGUACAAACUAACCCAGAUAAAGAAGAGGUUGAAAAACAAGCAUCCAAAAAAACAUCCUGGACCAAAAAAAUCAAAAACUUUCGCAAUAAGAUUAUAAAAUUUAUUAAAUGUGUAGAUACACGUAAAAAUGCUGAUGCUGAAAUUUAUUCAAGUCAUCCGUGA
This is a messenger RNA of Racocetra fulgida, 222 nucleotides long. Lineage: Eukaryota; Fungi; Glomeromycota; Glomeromycetes; Diversisporales; Gigasporaceae. The record is from the annotation of a GenBank genome assembly.